Molecule: messenger RNA, 1915 nt
Organism: Glycine soja
Lineage: Eukaryota; Viridiplantae; Streptophyta; Magnoliopsida; Fabales; Fabaceae
Product: AT-hook motif nuclear-localized protein 10-like
Exons: 5
Coding region: 446-1519 (357 amino acids)
Molecular function (GO): minor groove of adenine-thymine-rich DNA binding
Source: RefSeq, a predicted model, not a curated record
UCAUCCAAUUUGUGAAGUUUUUUUUUUACUGCUUGGCUGGAUUGCAGAAACUAGGGUUUUUGGAUUUUGUCUCUUGUUUUCCCUCUUUCCUUUGGCGUUUAGAUUUUGGGAGGGAGCGAGGUAAAAAAAUUUGCAAUCACAGAAGGAGAGUAAAAGGAUGCGUGGGUUUCAUUUAUGAAUGAAUGGUAGUAGAUUUUGAAAUUUGAAUUUGAAUUGUAGACGUACGAUGAGAGUAAAAAAAGGAAAGAUGAUGAUUGUAUUGCGGCGUGUAGAGAGAGGAUUUGUUCAAUUCCAAAUAUGAUACUAACUCAUAGUUUCAGUACCAUAGUAGGAUCAGGCUAGGGUUUUAUAAUAAGCUGCUGAAACAAAUGUUCAAAUUGCAGUUGUUGUUAUUGUUGUUGAAUCUGCCGCACCAGACACCGAUUCAUUCGACCAAAACAUAAGCAUGUCGGGAUCUGACAUGGCAAGCAGGGAGCAAUUCACGGUUGGGAUGCACAAACCCCAACCCCAACCCCAACAACAACAACCUCAGCUUCAUCAAAACAACAUGCGUAUGGACUAUGCUGCUGCUGACGGCACCGCUGUUUUCGCCCCUCCUACCGUUACCGUUAACAUUAACGGCGGAGAAUCCUCUCCGGCGGUGCCUCCGGGCCUGGGCCUGGCCCAGCCCCAGCCCCAGCCCCAGCCCAUGAUGGUUAACUCCUCCGAACCAAUUAAGAGAAAGAGGGGAAGGCCCAGGAAAUAUGGGCCUCACGGUGGCAUGGCCUUGGCUUUGAACACCACCACUCCUCCUGGCGGCGCCGCCGUGCCGGUUGGCCAGUCCGGUGGGGCAUUUCCACCGGCUCCUCUUUCGGAUUCGGCCUCAGCUGGUACCGUGAAGCGCAGGGGCAGACCUCGUGGUUCUGUCAACAAGAAUAAGAAGAAUAACAGCUCUAAGUAUUCUGGGCCAGGAUCUUGGUUUACUCCGCAUGUCAUUACCGUGAAAGCUGGAGAGGAUUUGUCAGCAAGAAUUAUGACAAUUUCCCAGAGUAGUUCAAGAAAUAUUUGCAUCUUAACAGCAAAUGGAGCCAUAUCUAAUGUGACACUUCGACAACCUGCCUCAUCUGGAGGAACUGUGACUUAUGAGGGGCGAUUUGAGAUCCUAUCACUUGGAGGUUCUUUUUUUCUUGCUGGAACUGAAAGGGCUGGGGGGCUGAGUGUGUCCUUGUCAGGGCCAGAUGGCCGUGUCUUGGGCGGUGGAGUUGCAGGUCUUUUGGUAGCUGCUUCCCCUGUUCAGAUUGUUUUGGCAAGCUUUGUUUCUGAUGUUCGCAAGCACUUCAAGCAUGCAAAGCAGAUGCAGAAUGCAAAGGUUUCCAUAGCAGCAGGCCAAAGCAGCUCACCAUCAAGAGGCACUCUCAGUGAGUCUUCAGGUGGGGUUGGGAGUGGGAGCCCACUAAACCAAAGCACAGGAGCCUGCAACAACACCAUGAACAACUGUACCACCCCAACACAAAGCUUUCAAGGCAUGCCCUGGAAGUAGAACUUGACUCACCUCACAUGUUUGUGUAGUAGGUUUGGUGUGGUGAAAGACACAUCAGGCUCUACUUGUUAUGCUAUUACUUUGUGUCUUUUAUCCUUUAAGCAUUGAGGAUGCACACCUGUUAUAUUAGCUUUAUGUAAUAUUAGUUGGAGGAACAACAUUUCAGGGAUAAAGUACGUGGUCUCGUAGCUUAGUUUGGUUAGAUAUUGUGUUCACUUGGGUGAUUCAAGAGGUUCUGGCAGAACCGGGUUGUGUUCUAGGAGCAUGCAGGAUCAUUAUGAUGAGAUGGCGGUGACUUUGUCAUCCGUUAGUUGUAAUUUGUUGGUUGUCCAUGUGCCGAAACUUUCUCCUUGUUACCCAGUUGUUUGGUGGUAAUAAUCUGUUUAUCCUUUCAUC